AAAGCGCGCGUGACGCCACGGCCGACACGAGCCCGGCGCCGAGAGGCGGCAGCGACCCGUCUUUGGCUUCUCGGAAGAUCGUCCGUCAGAGAUUCAUCAGGAGAAGCCUGUGGUUCUCGGACGCGGACGAGCGGGCCUCGGAGUCGCCCCAACGUGACGGCCGGCUCCUGAACGGAAAGCCGCCAACGGCCGCGGGCGGGACGCCGGGCGCCAGCGGCGGCGUCCGGGAGGACUCCGGCGCCGAGAGUCCAGCCGGGCAAAAAGACGAUGCCGGCGAAAGUGGCAGAACGGAGGAGUCAAAGGGCGAAAGCGGAGGGGAUGCACUCGACGCGACGUGCGGCGAUGGCGCGAAAAUCCCCGUCAAGGCGGCCAGCGAGGAGACGGAGGAAGAGGCGGAGAUGAAGGCCGUCUCCACCUCCCCGGGAGGACGCUUCCUGAAAUUCGACAUUGAGCUCGGCAGGGGCUCCUUCAAGACCGUCUACAAGGGUCUGGACACCGAAACCUGGGUGGAGGUGGCCUGGUGCGAGCUGCAGGACCGGAAGCUGUCAAAAGUGGAACGUCAGCGCUUCAAGGAAGAGGCGGAGAUGCUGAAAGGCCUCCAGCAUCCAAACAUCGUCCGCUUUUACGACUUUUGGGAGUCGCCGCUCAAAGGAAAGAAGUGCAUCGUUUUGGUGACGGAGCUGAUGACAUCGGGGACGUUAAAAACCUAUCUGAAGCGGUUUAAGGUGAUGAAGCCCAAGGUGCUCAGGAGCUGGUGCCGGCAGAUCCUGAAAGGCCUUCACUUUCUCCACACCAGAACCCCCCCCAUCAUCCACAGGGACCUCAAGUGCGACAACAUUUUCAUCACCGGCCCGACGGGUUCAGUCAAGAUCGGCGAUUUAGGGCUGGCCACGCUGAAGGCCGCCUCCUUCGCAAAGAGCGUCAUCGGCACCCCAGAGUUCAUGGCCCCAGAGAUGUACGAGGAGCACUACGACGAAGCCGUGGACGUCUACGCCUUCGGCAUGUGUAUGCUGGAAAUGGCCACCUCGGAAUAUCCCUACUCGGAAUGUCAGAAUGCUGCGCAGAUUUAUCGCAAAGUUACAAGCGGAGUCAAGCCAGCCAGUUACAACAAGGUCAUGGAUCCUGAAGUUAAAGAAAUUAUUGGGGAGUGCAUCUGCCAAAAGAGAGAAGAGCGGUACGCCAUCAAAGACCUCCUGAACCACGCCUUCUUUGCCGAGGACACGGGGGUGAGGGUGGAGCUUGCCGAGGAGGACGACGGGCAAAAGACCUCCAUCGCCCUCAAACUGUGGGUGGAGGACCACAAGAAAUUGAAAGGGAAAUAUAAGGAGAGUGGCGCCAUCGAGUUCACCUUUGACCUGGAGAAGGAAGUCCCUGAGGUGGUGGCGCAAGAGAUGGUGGAGUCCGGAUUCUUCCACGACAGUGACGCGAAGACUCCCCUUUGCCGGAGCCGCGAGCGGACGCCGAGCGGCGCGACCGACCCGCUACCCCGCCAGCCAGUUCCACCUCGAUCCAUUGCGCUGGUGUUCGGCGCCAAAAAGGCGCCGAUGACCGCAGAAUUUUGUCGCUCGUCAGACGAGCCAGACGGCACUCUGGACAGCGGCAAGGGCUCCACCGUUUACUCGGACUCCCACAGCAGCCAGCAGGGCGGCCUCUAUCGGUCCCUGCUGGAGCCCGUCGCCAUGGCGACACAGCAGACAAUUUGCGUUCAGCAGCCACUCGCCGAAGCCGAUGUCCAACGGCAGCCGCUGCGCGUUUCCCCCCCGCUCCCGCCAGCGGCGCCGCCGUCUCAGUUGUUUGGCAGCCACCCGGACCUUGUUCAGAUGAAGCCCCUCGCGCAGGCCUCACACGUGUCCGCACCCGCGCAGAAUAACUCGGACCAGGACGCGGUCGUGGCGGCGGGCCAAUCGGGAAAGAAGGACCAGUCUGUCGAAAAACACACCGGCGGACAAAGCCACGAGAGCGUCACCUCCGACGCCACGUCGGGGAAGGAGAUGAGCGACGGCUGCGAGGGGACGCACGGAGCGAAAGGCCAGGCUCGAAUCCGCAAACACCACCGCAGGUCAACGCGCACUCGCUCUCGCCAAGAGAAGAUCAACAGGCCGAAGCUCAGCAUGCUAAACGUGUGCGACACGGGCGACAAGAUGGUGGAGUGCCGACUGGAAACGCACAAUCACAAAAUGGUCACCUUUAAAUUUGACCUGGAUGGGGACGCGCCUGAAGAGAUCGCAACGUACAUGGUGGAGAAUGAUUUUAUCCUGCACUUCGAGAAAGAAGUGUUCAUUGAGCAGCUCAAGGACAUCGUCGACAAGGCUGAGGAAUUGUUGAGCGAGGACACAGAGGCGGAGGAGAGAAAUUCCGACCCAGCAAGCAGUCCCACGAGCGAAGGACCUGGCACGAUGCUUGCGGAGGGACUGAAGUCUUGUGCCCCCGGCGCGCCGCAGCUCGUCUACCAACAAAACGUCCUCCACACCGGCAAGCGCUGGUUUAUAGUCUGCCCGGUGGCUGAGGUGCCGCUCCGAGACCAAGACGAGGCUCCGCGUCGCAGCUCAACCCACCGCGAAUGUGAAAAGUCUGUCUCACUGUCAGUCGAAGCCGCCACCGACGCGCCGGCUGCUCUUCCGUCUUUGUCUUCGCAAGGCGCGGGUCGAGACAAAACGAAGGCAAAGUGCGCGGGCCUCCCCGCCGAAGACGCGAUCGUAAGCGACGUUCCAUGCUGCGCUUUGGUGCCGCCGGUCUCGUUGGAUGCGAAGACCGCCGACGGGGCGGAGGUACGGACCAGUCAUUCAAUCGAUCCGAAGGCCGCUCCGACCGCAGAGCGCGGCGCUCGGCCGUCGGUGGUCCUCCAGCAACCCUACCCGGCGGCGCCGCUGGCCUCCCAGCCCCAGAGUCCUGCGCAUCAGACUUCGGCCCCCUUCGGUCAGGGGGAGUCGGACGGCGAGGGCCCGCGCCGCUUGGAGUUCGCCGAUCGCACCAUCAAGACUUUGGACGAGAAGCUGAGGAAUCUGCUUUACCAGGAGCACGCGCACUCGCAGCCUUCCGGCGCCGGGGCCGACCCGACAGCCGCCGCGGACGACCGGAGCGGCGGCCAGGCGCGGCCGACCAAGAAACGGGAGGAGCUAUUGCCUCAGAUUCCCGAAAGCCCAGACGGUGCGGCCGUUUUGGCGGCCGCCGAGAGGAAUUCGAACGGAGGAGGCGUGACCGUCGGCGCCGGUUCGCGCCACUCAAAAAGCGCUUUUCAAAUAACAGCCACGGCACCAGAUGUGGAAAAAAGCGAGAGCGGCUGCGGCGCGGCCCCCGGCUGUUCUCGAGGCUCCCGCGACGGGCCGGGUCGAAAUAAGAAGGGCUGCGCGACGGCCGGCAGACCGGAAAGUCCAGGCGCGUCCGGACCCCGUCGUAGUCAGCGCUCGUCCGCCCCGCCGAACCUCUACCGGGCCAGCGCCGCGUCCGGCCGCGACAUCGCUCGGCACCGUUUGCCCCGAGCCGUGACCAUGGACGCUCCGAGCCGCUGCCGCCCGGACACCGCGGAAGAGGUCGGUGCCGGCGGAGCUUUUCCGGCGGGGCGCCUCCGAGCCCCGGCCGAGCGCGGCGGGAGCGAGCUGGUCAAGAGGGCGGUGGCCUUCCUCAAGCGCUCCGGUCGGAGUAAAAGCGAGCAGAGCUCCGAUUCGCUGAGCCGACGGCCAUUGGAAAUGAACGGCCACGCCCCUUCGCCUGCGCCGGGACGCGCGCCCACUUCCUACAUCAGUAGCGAUAAUGACUCUGAAUUGGAGGACGCGGACAUGAGGAAAGAACUUCAGAAGCUGAGAGAAAAGCACAUGAAGGAGAUAUCGGAACUGCAGGCCUUCCAGAGAAGUGAAAUUGAGCGUCUGUACCAAGAGGUGGGAAAAUCGCUGCCCCCCAACGUGGGCCUGCCUCACGCCGCGCCUCCCUGCGGCCGCCGACGCAGGGCCAGUAAACACAAAGUCAAGGCUGGAAAAUUGCUCAAUCCGAUGGUGCAGCAGCUCAAAAGCGAUCUCGGCGCCGCCGCGGCCCAGAGAAAAGGGGAAAGUUCAGGAAGUUCCUCGGGAUCCCCCGCCAAGAGUUCGGCGCCGUCGGACUGCUGCGGCGGCUCCAGCGGGCGGCGGAGCGCGAGCCCCGAGCGGGUCCACACCCGCCAACCCCGUUCCUUCAAAGGCUCUUUCUCCUCAGACAACAUCGACGCGGGCCAACACGCUGACGGGACGACAAACUUGACGUGCCAAGGCUGGACGGUUUACCACCAAACGUCGGAGAGAGUCACCUUUAAAUCGAGUAGCAAACCACGCACUAGAUUCCUCAGUGGACCCGUGUCUCUGUCCAUCUGUUCGUAUUCGUUCCUUCCUCUCCUUCAUUGCCACAAUCUUGAUUUUAAGCUGCCGCACCGUGACGUCCGCCUUUCGUUUAUAGAAGCGACGUGCCGGCACAAUAUCGGUCGGUCAAGCAAAGUCACACAACAGCGUUGGCAAUUUUCGGAAGUCGCCGCAUACUCGAGGCAUGAUUCGAUGCCCCGCCCAUUUUGGAGAAACCCCACGUCCGCCUUUUGGUCGUGAGAAUACGGUGAAAUAGCGAUCCCACCAACGCCGGCGGGCUCAGUCUCAAACACGUUUGCGUGUCGCGUGCAUGUCGAAACCUUGAUCCGCACUCGAUUUGUCGUCAUUCACUCUUCCUUUAAGUGAGACGCGACUCACAAAAACCUGGGGACAUUUCAGGAUAAGCUUCAAAUGCACGAUGACCUUGACAGGUGAACUUUGACCUUCUCUCAACUCAAUGUACGGAUGAUUUUCAGCUCUCAAAACGUUGCUCUGAACGCGGGGCAGUUGCUCAUGUGCGUUCCGGACGUCCGAUGGAGUGGAGCCGUCGAGGUUGUUUUGCAUUUUGGGUUUGUCUUAAAACGUCACACAAAGGCAGACGCUUGUCCCGAGCGAGCUUUUUGUGAGUCGCCUGUCAAAUUGGCCCGUCGGAGGCACUUCGCCGUAGCCCGUGGACGCCGAGGCAAAGCUCCGCCCUCCUCUGCUUUGGUGUCGGAGAAGAGGGCGAGCGCCCGCUGGCGUUUGGACGGAGGGGACGCCGCGGCGCCGGACGGUCUCGGCGGGCCUCUGCCGCGCCAAACCAAGAGCUCUGUCGUCACGGUUGCUUGAUGGUUUGGAU
Messenger RNA from Hippocampus comes (tiger tail seahorse), 5163 nucleotides. RefSeq names its product serine/threonine-protein kinase WNK2. The transcript has 26 exons. The record is from RefSeq and is a predicted model, not a curated record. The coding region runs from base 399 to 4565 and encodes 1388 amino acids. NCBI's taxonomy places the organism in Eukaryota, Metazoa, Chordata, Actinopteri, Syngnathiformes, Syngnathidae. Gene Ontology annotation, molecular function: ATP binding; protein serine/threonine kinase activity. Gene Ontology annotation, biological process: protein phosphorylation.